Molecule: messenger RNA, 1683 nt
Organism: Engraulis encrasicolus (European anchovy)
Lineage: Eukaryota; Metazoa; Chordata; Actinopteri; Clupeiformes; Engraulidae
Product: spermatogenesis-associated protein 22-like
Exons: 7
Coding region: 481-1542 (353 amino acids)
Biological process (GO): meiotic DNA repair synthesis; gamete generation; homologous chromosome pairing at meiosis
Source: RefSeq, a predicted model, not a curated record
CCAUCACCACCACCACCUCCUCCUCCACCUCCACGGGCUACAGAAGGCCCUGAGGGUCUACAAUACCAGGUCUCCCGAGACCCCAGACUCCACCACCACCUCCUCCACCACCACUUCCACCUCCAUGGGCUACAGAAGGCCCUAAGGGGCUCCAAUCCCAGGUUUCCUGAGAACCCACCUCCCACCACCACCACCUCCACCAAUACCUCCACGGGCUACAGAAGGCCCUAAGGGGCCCUUAUACCAGGUUGCCUUUCAGUGCCUUUAUUUAACCAAAGGAAACGCAGCAGGCUUCCUCUUACAUCGACUCCUGUAGAAAAUGAAUUCUGCUCUGCGGUUGACUUUGAUGAUCAGAUUGACUUUGCAGAUUCCUCAUUUUCGUCAGGCAAUGCAGCGUAUGCUGCUCAGAAUCAGAACCAACGGCCCCCUGGACCAAGGCCCUCAGCUGCGGCUGCACAAGGAGGUCAGUGGAACAGGCCAAUGAAGCAGCAGCAGCCUCCGCAGCCCAGCAACCCACCUGUCCGUCACACUGGACCCGUUGCCAGGGGAUACGCCCCCCUGCCUCAUCCUCACAAACCUGCCAACACAUGGUCUCAGCAGAGAGCUCCAGGCAGGCAGGAGGCUCCAGCGCCCAAUCCUCCCCACAGCCACAGCCACAGCCACAGCCAGGGUCUGGGCCAGAUCCAGAUCCAGAGUGGCCCCUCAUACGGCCGAGGACGAGGCCUGCAGCCUGGCCAAGGGAGGGGUGCAGCCACUGGCCAGCAGCAGUCCAGACUCAAGCCCAUGAAUCACCAGCAGCUGACAGUGCAGCAGUCGUUCAGCAGACAACAGGCCCAAGGCCCCACGGGGGCGAUGCAGGGUGCUUCGGGCCCGUCUGGUGGCCCCCGUUACUGCCCUACCCCUGUCCCUGCCUCUGCCCCUGUCCCUGCCCCUCCUGCACCUAAGCCUCAGUCACAGCAGCAGGCACGGUGGCAGUUCAAAGUGUCACCGCGUAUGGGGCAGACAACAAAUAAUCACAAUAACUCCCAUGUCAUGCAGUCCACCCCACAGCAAGCGCGGAUGGGGCAGUCACUUAAUAACAGCACUACAGACUUCUACGGUGCACAGACAACCCAGCCACAAGAGGUUCCGCAAAGUCCAAAGAAAAAAUCAGAAAGUGAGAAGUCUCUCCGGAUCCUUACGUGUGUCAUCGAGGGCAUGAGACACUGGGUCCAGUUCAAGAACAAAGCUCCUAUGCUGUUUGAGAUUUUUGCAUCCCUGGACUCCGCAGUCACUGAUGGGAAGUUUGGUGCCAAGCAUUUCCUCCUGCGGACAGGAAGGGGUCUCGUGCAAUGUGUUUACUACGAGCAUGACCAGGAACUCCCCAAGCUGUUCCGUGGCCUGGUCCACUGCUGCGUGGGGAACUACGACCAGCGUGGCGCCGUCUUCACCUGCGUCUCGGUCCGCCUGGCCUCCCGCCACCAGCAGAAGAACUCCCAGGAGGCCAUCAGGGCAUCGGACGAAGAGAUGCGACAGGUGGUCCAGUCUCUCAAUGAAAUAUGACCAGCGCCAGUCAGAACACUGACUGGACAGUUUGUCAACUAAUUAUUAAAUUGAAUUAUUAUUAUUAUUAUUAUUAUUAAAUUUGGUUGUAACAACUUCUUGCCUGUCUCUGUUGUGUUAAAGUAUUCAUUCUGGAAAGGA